AUGACCCAUCUGUUAAAAUAUAACAGCCAGCACUUCCGAUGCAAGGCACAGGUGGAGUUUCCGGAGUGUAUUGCGGACCAAUGUUGGAGCAUUGGCCUGGUGCAGGCCUGUGACCGAAUGUACUCGGAGCAUCGUUAUGGACAGGGUGGAAGCUCCUUCUGGGAAUUUCCUCCCUUGAAGAGUGGGCGGCAAAGAAUACUUAAUGACAGCUACAGUGGUAACUACCCCUUUUACAACUUGAACAGUAGCAAAUUUGAGGUGCGGCGAGGAGUUAUCUCUGACAGCUUAAUAUCUCUGACAUACAGAGAUCACUUUUAUCCAACUGUGGGAUGGGAAACCCCCGAUUACGGAGGAGCAAAACUUACAGACAUAAUUCUAAGACAGGAAUUUUGGGUCUGGCUUGUGGCUACCAGGCAUGCUAGCUCAGCUACCAGUGAUACUGUCAACGCUAAAAAGGAUGAAAUGCACAUCCUCAAGACAAUGCGGUGGCGCUACAACCUGCAUAUGACUUUUGAUCCUACGCAGCCAUAUGGGAGACGUCUUCAACGCAUUCACGACACUCAAGAGGAACAACCAGUCAUCCUGGACGGCAAUCAUCCGCGUCUAUCAGCUUCGGCUCUCGGUCCGCCUCAUUGCAAUGACGCCCAGUCUCUCAUUUGGUAUCCCAACAAUCCUAGGGACAGAGCAAAACUCUUAAUCCCAUCGAAGCAGAUCAUUGUGCCCUGGGACACAUGGACAAACGAAAUGUCGCCUGGUCGCCCUCUCAGUCCCAAGAAACCAGACUACUGUAGGUUGGUGGCUAAUGGGUUCACAACACGGAAACCGGUGUGGACAUCAACACAAAUAUCAGGGCCCUGGGCAACCUUGAAACCGGUCCAGCCAAACAACCACGCGUCUCAAGUUCUUCACUGGGCUGAAAGUUCGCGCAUGAACCUGCUAAUGGGAUGA
Molecule: messenger RNA, 948 nt
Organism: Dibothriocephalus latus
Lineage: Eukaryota; Metazoa; Platyhelminthes; Cestoda; Diphyllobothriidea; Diphyllobothriidae
Source: the annotation of a GenBank genome assembly